CAUCGUUCGCGCUAUCCGUGACCAUAUGGACUUUUUGAUGUGAUCCACGUUAAUAACACCGCUAGGAAAUCAUCCCAUAAGCCGAUUUCUUUUAAUAAAUGGAAAGUCACCGUCUGCAAGCUUGUGGGACUGAAAGUAGUAGCUUUUUGCAAGAGCUUUCAGAACCUAGCGGUUGCAGUUACAUAAGUAGCCCCCAUAUUCAGCCAACUGCGUAUCCCGACAGCGGGUUUCUUACUCCUGCAGUUUUGUGUCCCGAAGACAAUCCGUCUACGAUGCCAUCAAGCUUACCUGAUCCAAAGAGUCACUGUAUGUCAUCGCCUUCGUACCCUCCGACUACGGGCCCAGCAUGGAAUUUCGCACAGUCUCGUGUUAACCCUUAUGUUUCAUCGGCUCUUCCCCAGCGUAAUAAUCCAUGUUGGACAGGUACUGCUGGUUAUUCCCAGGUCUACCACCCAUCCUCCCCAUGUCCACCAUACGGUGAUUUCCCUCAGAAAUCCACCCACCUCCAACUCGCUCCACCCGUUUCUCGGCCAUACGGCUCAGAUGGUGCGGCACCUACUGCCGAUGGUCGUUCACGUGUGGCCGACAGGAUGACUCCGUGUGUAAAUGAAAAACCCCAAGUGGUCGUUCGUCAGAGCAACUCAGCAUACGGUUCCGUGCCGGGCGGUGACCACAAAAUUGUUUUUUCUACUCAGGACACUCACUCCCAGCGGCUUACCGACGGGCAGUCUUUUCCUGCUUACACGUCCGAAGAUGAAGCUACAAGGAUACAUGAGCGUCUGUCAUUUAUUCACCAGUCGUCGACUUUAUCGGCCGCUGCUCAACAAGAAAGUCAAUUUUUGAGGGAACGGUUAAAAGUAUUGGGUGCAAACAAAUCUUCCACAGCCUAUGCUAAUCCCAUUAAUAACCCUGGGGGUCAUAGUGGAGCCCCUCUCGGCAGUCACAUGUAUCCAUUUUCCGCUUUCGAAACAGCUCCCACGCACCCUAACCAGUCAAGCCCUCCUCCGGUAACAUGCGCUGAGCAUUUGGUGCGUCAAGUUGAACAAAAUCAAGCGUUUUCAUCGGCAUCCCAGUCAUUUCCAUCCAGUGACACUCACAAACCCCCUACCCAUACGCUUGUGGAUAAUGGGCUGGCUUGCGUGAAUAUGCCGCAAGCCUGCUACGGGCCACCUGCUUUUAUCGAUGUGAAUGUGAGUAUAGCUGGAACAUGCGCCGAACAGACAUCUACUUAUGUCGAAGCAGAUGGUACACAAUCCCUUCCUAUCGGUGCUCAAAUGAGAGAUCAUCCCAUGCCGAUACAAGAGGUCCCUGUAGGCGGGACUUGUCAAAAACUGCAAGAGACUUCCAUCUCCAAUCCAGUAAUAUCCACCAUUCCUCCUUCAAUGCUCAAUUGUGACUUGCAAAAGUGUACUUCAGGACAUUCCAUGAACGACAGCCUCCCACCUAAGCCUCACCGACCUAGCCUAGCCAGUUUCACUCACAGCACAUGCCCAUCCACUCCUGGUGCGACGGUUCCUAUUUCCCCUGCACCUUCCCCGGCAGUGUUUACUCACACACUUCACGAUGGUUCCAGUCCUACGGCUGUACCAUCUGUCGGUCGUGAUCCUGUGCCCAUCCAUUCCUUUUCGACUUCUGACAACCCUCCACCAGUUCCCUCAGCAUGUGUCAGUCAGUCUCCGGUUCUUUCUGGUCGGUCCACCCUUCAUUAUAGACAGUCAAGCAGCACCCAACAACCUUCGCAUUUCGCCGCCCCAUUUACUAGCACCUCUGCCGAUUGUAAUAUUACGCCUUCCCAACUGAGAAACGGACCCGGACUUCAGAACGCCCAAUCCCCAUACCACUCCUCAAGACAUCCUUUCUUGGGUCAUCAAAUGUCACCGAUCGAUAGUCCUGCUGCUGCUUAUCAGUAUAAUAAAUACCAGCCCCAUUAUAGUUCUACGGCUUCUACUGGGCUCUAUUCAUCCGCGACGGGUUACAUUGAUCAACACUUACAGCCGAUCUCGGCGAUACCACCCAACACGGUAGUCCCGGCGCAGUGUGGCCCAACCUCUGCUCGUUUUGAGGGUGACAGAUGUAAUGGCACUGUUGCGCUGGAUCUUCCGCCGUCUUUUCCACCUAUCCUUCCAAAAACCUCGCCUUCGCCAACCAAGAGGGACCACAAUUCUUCCCGAAAAGAUUCUCCUUUGGAUCGUCAGGCUCGCAAUGAGCGCCGAAGACAGCAACGGCUUCGGAAAAAGCAGGCAGAGGCUGCAACUUACUCUUCUGAUGUACCAGACACCGAAACAGCCAUCGGGACGGAUUCCGCUGUUAGCAGGGUGCUGAAUUCACCCAAACCACCCCGCGCAAGACCUCGUAAGGUAGCACGAAACGCUUCUGGCGCGGACCUGACCGAUGUGGAGGCAGCUGUUAUUGUUAAAAGCGACGCGGUGACACUUCCUGGCGAUGAAACCUCAGUGGAAGAGGAUCCUUCUAAAACCCCACCGUCACUUAGUAAGAAACGGAAAAGCUCUGCCCGGACAAUUCAACCAAGGCAGCAACAGAAAAAUGCUCCAAAAUUGGAGGGUAUUGCCCAAAACGCCGCCGAUGCUCCGCCAAAUUUAAACGAGUCUUUGGAUUCAACCCGAGAUCUGUCGCCCACUAAUGAAUCAACUAGUGAGGUUCCAGUUUCUUCGGAACUCACGAAACAACCAAAGGUUAUACGGACAAGACCCCCGAGACCGAAAAAGAGAAAACCCCUUCCAACGCUUAUACGGAAGAAGAAACGGUCCAAUUUUUAUGGAGAUGAGUCUGAUUCCGAACCUGACAUAUCUGUUCGACUUGGCGGCAGCGGUAGAGGUUUGGAUGGUAAAACUGAUCUGUCAGCAAACACCGACCAUCUCUCAAUGGGACAGAAACGACGGUCCGAGAGACACACUGGGGAUCGAAAGAGAUAUACUGUGGAUUUGGAGUUGAACCUAUCAGAUGAUGACUCUGAUGGUGAUGGAGAUCUUGCGACUCUGAACGCGAGCGGUGCAACGGCUAUGGUGGAGGAAAACGAAAUAAAAAUAGUCGAAUCGGUAUUGGGUCGUCGAACCACCAAACGAGUUGUGAAGAAGGUAACAACUUUACCCAGUAACAGCAACGGGGAUGCAUUAUCGCCGUCUAAUCAGACCGAUCACAAAACGCUACCGCUGGAUCAGUCGAAAGUACCUAGACUUGGCAACCUGACAGUACCUCAGACUUCGUGCCUUCCUCGGGUGGCAUGGCAACUAUGUACACAAAGAGCGUUAAUUGUUUUACAUCAUAACUCUGUUACUGUGUAUAUCCCCGAACAUUUCUUUCAGGCUAUGGUGGAGGAAAACGAAAUAAAAAUAGUCGAAUCGGUAUUGGGUCGUCGAACCACCAAACGAGUUGUGAAGAAGGUAACAACUUUACCCAGUAACAGCAACGGGGAUGCAUUAUCGCCGUCUAAUCAGACCGAUCACAAAACGCUACCGCUGGAUCAGUCGAAAGUAGAUGUGGAGGAAGAGGAAGAAGAGGAUGUUGAAGAAUUCUACCUCAAAUACAAAGGCUAUUUUUGGCGUGUGAAUGACCCAGAACCCUUAUGCUCUUUUUUGGUAAGCUCCUAUCUUCAUUGUGAGUGGCGAGCUCUCGAUGAAAUAGACGAUCCACGCAUACGCCCCAAGUUACGCCGUUUUGAAAUGAAGCAAGCUCACGCUGUUCAACAGGAGGAUGAUGACGUCGUUCUUUUCAAUCCCGACUAUGUCGAAGUGGAACGCGUCCUGGAUAUGAAAGUCUACAGGAACGGUCAACUAGUUUGCUCUGAUCAACUGCGCCAAGAAGUUGAGCGCGAGUCGAUUUCCGAUCUGGUUGAAAUGCGCAGGCAGCGUAAGCGUGAACGUGAACGUAAUCGGGCUCGAGCGUUGCGUGAGGCCAAGGCGAAAGCCAAACUUCAGUUGGAAGCGGCUUCAUCUAAUCAGCCUCCCUCUUCACGGUCCAAUGGAUUGGCUGAAGAGAGUAUCGGGUCUGUCGCCCUGUCUGGUCCAGGGGAACAAAAGGUCUUAGGUGUCUUAUCGGAGGCCAGUGUUGCCUCUGUUGACGAUGAGAAGGAACAAACACCCUCUCGCGCCUCUUCAGAGGAACGUACAAGUUUACCGGAACCAACGGUAUUGCAAAACGAAACCAGCACAAAUGCCCCAGAUUCUGUGGGUUCCAGUCAACCAUCGGACUCGACAAUAGUUGGUGACAAUGUUCCUUCGGAUUUCACUGCCAAAAGUGACGAAGUGACUCUCACAAAUGUGACGUCCAGUCCAAACACCACGCUACCCGAGCUAAAGAAUGAGGAAGAGGAAUGCUCUGAGCAGGGCGAUGGUGAAAGGUCGCCCGUCACCGUGACUUAUUAUCUUGUGAAGUGGCGCUCCCUAGCCUACGAAGAUGCUACUUGGGAGCUUGCCCAAGAUGUUGACCCGGCUAAAGUGAAAGAAUUCAUCAAAUGGCGCACACCUCCAAAAAUUGCCCCUACUGCUCGUGAUAGCGACUAUAAGAUUAUUCGACCGGAUCCAUCAACAUGGCGGCCGAUAGAAGCCGUCAAGGUAUACAAGAACAACAACAAACUUCGUGAUUACCAAUUGGAAGGCGUUAACUGGCUAACCUAUUGCUGGUUCCACCAUCGCAACUGCAUCUUAGCAGACGAGAUGGGUUUAGGAAAAACGGUCCAGAGUGUCGCGUUUCUACUAGAACUUGAGAAAGCCGGUGUUCGUGGUCCGUUUCUUGUGAUCGUUCCACUAUCCACGGUGGCCAAUUGGCAGCGCGAGUUUGAGAACUGGUCAGAUUUCAACGUGGUCGUCUAUCACGGAAGCAGCAUCAGUCGUAAUAUGAUUCAGGAGUACGAGAUCUUCUACAAGCGUCGUCCGAAUGAUACGGCUGUUCGGCAUGAUGUUUAUAAAUUUCAUGCGUUGGUCACAACGUUUGAAGUUCUCAUGACAGACAUUGAGUUUUUCGGUCAGGUCCAUUGGGCUGCCGCUGUCAUUGAUGAAGCGCAUCGACUGAAGAACAAAAAGUGUAAACUAGGCGAAGGUUUACGCUACCUGGAGCUGGACCACCGUGUUCUCCUCACUGGCACACCACUUCAGAACAAUGUAGAAGAGCUGUUUGGCCUCCUGAAUUUUCUUGAACCCGAGAGGUUUAACUGUUCUUCGUCUUUUGUUGCCGAAUACGGAGAUCUAAAAACAGAGGAGCAAGUCGAGAAUCUCAAGACUCUGCUUAAACCGAUGAUGCUGCGCCGACUGAAGGAGGACGUGGAAAAAAGCCUCGCACCCAAAGAAGAAACGAUUGUGGAGGCAAGCUUCCUUUUUUAUUUCCUAGUAUCCCGGCUUUUGUUCUUGAUACCUAUAUCGCUCUUGUCGGAGUGUACUUAUUGUAACGUUAUUCGGCCCAAAUGGAGACUUACAGAAGCGUCAAUGUGGUCGAUGUGUGUGGUCCUAAAAACUCAGCAUAUGUUAACUACUCGGUUCCCAAGAUCUCUUUGUGUCGCUGAGCGCACCAUCAUCAUUUCCGAUCAACCGGUUUCAGAAGAGUCCACGACAUUCCAUGCACUUGUCUAUGCAUCAGGAAAGCUUGUUCUUAUCCACAAGCUGCUACCCAAACUCCGAGCUAACGGACACAAAGUCCUCAUCUUCUCACAAAUGAUUAGAGUGCUGGACAUUUUGGAAGACUUUUUAAUUCAUCAACGAUAUCCUUUCGAGCGAAUUGAUGGCCGUAUUCAUGGUCCCCUGCGGCAGGAGGCAAUUGAUCGAUUUACCGCCGAUCCGGACAAGUUUGUUUUCCUACUUUGCACCAAAGCCGGUGGGCUCGGUAUCAACCUCACGGCUGCAGACGUGGUGAUCAUCUACGAUUCAGAUUGGAAUCCACAAAACGACCUGCAAGCUCAGGCUCGAUGUCAUCGUAUCGGUCAGCAGAAAAUGGUGAAAGUUUACCGGUUGAUUACACGGAACACAUACGAACGUGAGAUGUUCGAUCGGGCCUCGUUGAAACUUGGUCUGGACCGCGCAGUCCUCCAAUCCAUGGGCAGCAAGGAGGCCAGACAGGUCAAAUUCCAGCAGGUGAUCGUUGGGACAGCAUCCUCAGGGAGGAAGUUUCUAGAAGCUCAAAUGAGCAAGAAGGAAAUAGAAGAGCUACUGAAAAAAGGCGCUUAUGGUGCCUUAAUGGAUGAUGACAAGGCGGGUGAAGAUUUUUGUGAGGAGGAUAUCGACCAGAUUCUGCAAUCGCGGUCACGCGUUGUUCAGUUGGAGCAGGGCGAAAAGAAUUCGACGUUUUCUAAGGUAAGUAGAAACCUAAGUGAUAAUGCUGUUCCUAUACUGUUGGCUACGUUUUCUAUCUCGGACAACCGUAGUGACAUCGAACUGGAUGAUCCUAAUUUCUGGCAGAAAUGGGCAAAGAAAGCGGGCGUGGAUGAGAAUGCGGGGACGGUAAAGGAUCUCAUUAUGAAAACUCCCCGUCAACGCAGACAAACCUCUCGCUAUUCUGCACUGUCCGAAUCAGCACCCGUGGCUGCAAGCCCCCCUAGUUAUGGUACCUCCGAACCAGAGGACAGCGCAACUGCCCAAAGUUCCGCUGACGAAAAUACCAUUUCCGGUGGUGGCAGUGGUAGUGGUCGAGGACGUUGGCGUCGAUGUCGUCGACAAAAGCGUCAUUCCAAAAUUUCGCGCAAUCUAAGCUCCGGGCGUCGUGACAGCGUAGCAUCUAUGUCUGGUGAUUUUCACGGUGUCGACGUCACAGACUCCAUGAAAAUUGAGCCAUUGGACCGAGCUGACUUGUUCCGUGUGGAAAGAUGCUUGUUAACAUGGCCCUGGGGGCGCUGGGAAAGGGGGUUAUCCACGGUUCCCUUUAAACGACAGCUCGAACCAACUGAACUGGCCUACUUCGCCAGUGCAGUGCUGGCUUUUGCCUUCAAGUUUUUGCCACCUGCAGCUGAUACACGUAUUCGUGCAACGAUAGUUGAGUUGACUCGUCCCAAAGUUUGGAAUUUUGGCAUCAUUGAGCUGGCAAAAAUCGUAGCCAAGGCAACCAAAAGAGCCAGUCGCGGUUACAGAAUUUUGGAUCCAGCUCGUGGUGAUUCAUUCACAAAGGAAGCUUCUGAAUGCAACUUGGCUCCCUCCGGUUCUUGUAUUUUGGACAACGCAGCAGACUCUCCAUCCACAAUAGACGCUCCCGCCACUCCUUCCUUGUCACACGGUUGCUUGGCUGAGAUUGUAGACAGCGUAACUGCAUCGGAGACGGAAUUUAAGAGCGAAGAAUCGAGGAAAGAACCUCCCGCAGAAGUUGAGGCGCCAUUUGAGCAGAAGACCGAGCUGAUACCCGAGCGACAUUCGCGAUCUCCAAGUUGCGCAGAUGGUGAUUCGGACAAAGAAAUGGACAGUGUGCAACCUCUUAGGAUCCAGGCGGAUGAAUGUGUUGAUUCUGAGAAGGAUGGCAAAGAUAACGAGCGUGAUGCAGCGGAAAAGAUAGUUGAUGCUAGUUCUGAGUGUGCCACCACCGCUAAAACACCCAAUAUCCAGAAUGACUCCCCAAAAACUGCUUCGUUUGACCCUGACGUGCUUGUAUCGUGCGACAGUUUCCGAAAGCACCUACGUCGUCACAGCGUAAGGUUGAUGAAUCGUGUCGCCUUUCUGUUCUUUCUACAAUGUGAAGUUAUUGGUGUGGAUUCAUCUACCGAACUGAUGGCCGGUCGGCUUGCCCACACCGAUUUUGCCGAACUUGCUGCUAGCCUCCCUCCACUUGAGGCCAUCGACUCUGAGCUGCCGACCGCAUGGUGGGAUUCCUGUUGCGAUAAAUGCCUAUUGUUAGGUAUUUUGAAACAUGGAUGGGAAAAGUAUACGUUAAUGCGCUUGGAUCCAGAUUUGUGUUUCUACUCUCGAGCUAUGACCCGGUUGAAUGAGCUAGAAGCCGCAGAAGCCACGAACACUGAUGUAAAGAUGGAGGUAGACAAAUCGAAAACGUCACCCUCGUUACCCUCUCCUGCACUAGUCGAAAAGGUUCAAUCUCUAGCCGAGAUGGCUCCCCACAAAUCGGACGAUGAGGCAACUUCUGAAGCUAGACUGGAUGAGGAUACAUGUAAAGAGUCGGAAGGUACAAAGGCAGUUAAACCGGAGGAUGGGCUCGCAUCCGACGAACUGGAAGAGAACAAAGCGAAAGCGAAAUUCCAUUUGACACCACCCGGGAGUCCAGCGGACGAUUGUGUCGACGAGCAGUCUAAGGUUACUAAAGAGGAUGAAGAAGAUGAGGAUGCGGCUGUUGGAGCUUCUUCCGAGGCUUUGCUCACCGCCCUCCCCUUCCCUGCAGUAGCCGAUCUUAACAGUCGUGCGCGAAAAUUGGUGUCGUUCUUUGUACGAAUCAAGAACCAAUUGGAGUUUGACACCUAUAGGCAACUGCCGACCGAUGAGGAGGAAGAAUCACCCACACAAACGCCGAAUAUUCGACUGAUGGAAAAUAGGACGAUAAAAUGGACUCGUCGUGAAGAAGCCGACUUUUACCGGGUUGUGUCAAGUUUCGGAGUUGAAUUCACCCAGAUCCCCUUGUCCGACUCGGAUAACCCUGAAGGCGCGGUACCACCACCCGUGAAGCGCCGAUACAACUGGUACAACUUCCGGCAACUAGCCAACAUCACACGCAAAAAUGACGAUGCUCUCACGGAAUAUUUCCAAGCCUUCUAUCGAAUGUGUCAACGUGUGUGCAAGAAGGUGCCCACAGAAUUCGUUGCACCCAUGUCGACUGCGGCGACCACUACCACUUACGGUUCAAGUCCGCUGGGGUCUGAGGUUCCUGUGGCUCCCAUAUCUGAAGAACGGGCUACCCGUUGCCUAUCCAGAAUCGACCUGCUUGCUCGUAUUCGGAAUGACAUUCUUCCUCUUCCACAUCUAAAGGAUCGCUUGAAGAUAUGUCAGCGCAGCUCUGAAAUUCCAAGUUGGUGGAUUCCUGGAAAACAUGAUGGUGAACUAAUGCGUGCAGUGGCUAAACACGGACUCGCGCGUACAGACCUGAAUAUUCUCUCUGAUCCGGAGUUCAGUUUUUCUCGCAUACUCACUUUAAUCCGGGAACGAUUGUCUCGUGACUCCGCAGUUACAGAGUACACUGGAGAUCUGGCUGCUAAUACCACUCGUCCAAACCUCGUUGCAGCAGCCGCCGCUGCAGCGAAAGCCGUCGUAGCUGAACUGGAAAAUGAGGAUAAGCCUAUGGUGACUAACGACUCUUCGUCAGUUGUCACACAGUCGGAUGUGAAGUCAGAAGCCGCUCUUAUGGAAGUAGACAAUUCGGCGGCUUCUACUGGCUCAAAUGAUCUGAAAAAGUCGGAUUCCGACGUCAUUGUGAAUGAAGACAAGACAGCUCAGUCCGUCGAAGAUGGAACGGUGAAUGAUUCCUCCUCAUCUGCCAGUCCGAAAAACACACAAAGUGUAGGGAAAGCCGAAGCACUACCCAAUACAGCUGAGGAAAACUUUACUCAGGACCUAACCACAGGGUCUACUCUACCAAAGACUUCAGCAGAGGCUGUGUGCCCUCCACCCAGUGUGUCUGUAAAUGCACCCUGUGAGGAUAUUCUAAAACUGAACCAAAUGGGUGAACUUGUUCCGAGCGAAUGGACAGUCAAAUAUGCAACGAACCUGGCAACUGCUUGGCCCAAGGAUCGAACUUUGCAGCAUAGGUUGGAACUGGUCUGUCAGGCAAUUGAGAAAAACGAGUGGCCAUAUCCACGCCGUUACUUUCCUACCCCAAGUGCUGCUUCUCUACCCAUCCCGGAACCAAAUCGUGCACUGAACGAGACAAAGAUAUUGAAUUUGUCCGCCAGUUACGCCUCUAUUCGACCUCCUUUGGCUACUGCAUCGUCAUUUCCAAUCCCAUUAUCGCUUCCUGGAAAACUGCAGUCCACCUACGGUUUACUGCAAGCCGGUGGAAUACAUCUUCCCAAUGUCCCGCGCCCACUCCCGGUGGAUUCCCCAAAGUCAUUGGGAUCUUUCGCCGGGACUUUCAUCAGGAGCCCACCUGCCGUGGCUGAAGACUCAACAACCAUCACUUCAGAUACUUCUCUUGAUGAUUCUGAAUGUUUGGAUUCAUUACGGCCACUCAAUUUGGCUAAAUCUUCCGGCCCCAAAUUCAACCAGGCUUCGUCAUCGUCCUCAGUCAGCGUGUCGAAUUUAACGGGCUGUGUUGAUGAAUUCAGACGACAGCGAUCACAGGCCACUUAUGGUUCAAUCAACUCCCCUAUAUCUUCCUCCUUGGUUCCAACGAAUUCCACUAUCGUGCCUACUACUCGAGGUCGAGGACGUGGUCGUGGCCGUGGUAGCCGUGGCACUCGUUCUCUGGGAGCCCGUGAACGAUUGCAUUCAGCUUCAAAGUAUGACACAGAGCUGAGGGCCUCUUCCGACCAAUCCUUAUCAGAUUUCGAGCGUCCAACUCGAACUGCUGGCACUGACGAUCAGUCUAGGCCGGAUGAUGAUUCCUUGACACAGAGUUCUGGUGAACACUUCUUGUCUGACCGCUCAUCCACGCAGUCAAUGCCGCCGCCUAAUUCGGCACCUAGAGGUGGACCCGGAAGUCGUGGCCGUAAACGAAAACUGGAGUCUCCUCGGAGUUCUUUGGACUUCUCCAACACCCCUGGUCAUAAGUCAACUAGCGUGCAUGCGAAGCGGGAACGUAUCGAUUCUUUCGGAUCCGGUCUCUCCGGUAGAGGGUCAAAGUCGUCAGCACGUACAGCCUCGGCAACGACCUCAAGUUCAGACGUAUGGGAUGUUCGGGUUCCUGUGAUUAGCCUCGUUGACGGAUCUCUGAUCUACGGUGACAAAGCACCGAAACGAAGAGCCCUGGAGGCUUGGUUGGAAAUGAAUCCCAACUAUAUGCCGUACUCCGUUGAGAUGGAGGAUCGUAUAAUCUACAACCGCGUGGCUGGUGCGAGGGGUCAAGACACAAGCAACAUGGAAGCUUUGGCCUACAAGCACUAUCUGAAUAGCUUGAUAGCGAACGCCGCUGCUGGUCUUCACUCUGCGACUACUUCUCCCUUCGUCGCUUCCAAAGGCAGCAGCGCUCCCGCUCAACAGCUGUUACAGUUGCAGCAACAACAACAGCUCCUGCAAGCAUUUGGGGCGUAUGCCCGUCAUCCUGCGUAUGCUAGCAUUCUCGCCUCAGCUCUAAGUGGCUGGCAGACGGCGAAUCUCCCAGGUAUCCCAACGUUUUCCGACAACGUCUCAGAAGCAUCAGACACGACAGCAAUAUCAUCUAGCCGGGUAUCUUCUGCCUCUUCAACUUCGGUGUCUACAAGAACACGGGCCGCAGCUGCAAAAACUCAGGAUUCCCCUGCUGGUCGUCGAGAUAAGUCACCUUCCUCCGAAACUUCUACCCACGCUGCCUCCACGUCCGGUUCUUGUAGUCAGCCGGCAUCUCCACCCGAAUCUGGAGCACCGAUUUCUAGCGUCUCUUCCGGUGGCAUGGACUCAGUUCUCUCCGCAGCUUAUAAGCAGGCAACCGCUAACUUAGCUUACAUGUGCAACCCUUUAGCAGCAGCUGCAACCUACAGUCAACUAAUGCUCUCCUCUGCAGGCUCAUCAAUGGCUUCAGACCGGGACAGUACUGGUUCCUCUAACAGCACUGCAAAUUUGUCAGGGCAACAAGCUGCACUCGCAUCCUUGUACGCGACAUACAUGUUGUCUGUUCAGCAGCAGCAACAACAGCAAAUUAAGCAGUCGAUUACGUGGGAUGCGCAACGCCAACAACAACAACAACUAGCCUCUUUGGCUACUGUUUUAUCUGCGGCCUGUGCCGGUACAGGGGGUCUAGAUCCCUCUAGUCUGAUGUCGGUGUUCGGUGCAAUGGGAAGUAGAUCAACUUCUUCCUCGUCUGCUCAAGCCUCUUCCACCACCACCACCACCACCACCCACAGUGCCAUCACCAAUCCAGUCCGUUCGGAAAGUGUAGAACUGUCCUACCAGACUCCACCCACAUCUUCCCCUCACACAUCUCUCGCCCAGUCGUCAGACACCACUGCCGCCAUGAAUCUCGCCACAUCUACUUGUGCCCCUGAACAUGCCGCACCCAACUCUCCAGACCCACCCCAUGACCGAAAAGACUCUGGAAACUCAGCCCAUUCCGAGGAUAGUGACCAAACCCAGUCCGUAUUGGAUCUCAGUACGUAAUUACUCGUAUUUCUGUAUCCGGCAGUAUGCCGCUUCCAUCCUAGCCCUUCCUCUCAUCAAGGAGGCAUGGUCUAGCUAUUGAUCUCAUUCGUAAUCGUUUUAUAAACGCCUUCCUUUCCAACGAAUCCUCCCUCUUUGUUCAAACUAUGUCUUAUCGUGAUCACUUUUAGUAUCCAUUCUAUCCCAUUGUUCUCAACGGUAUCCCACUCGUCACUGUUCACUAGCCACCUUCGGGUGUCAUCCAUCUAUCUAUCUACCCAUAUUUUCGUCAACCAUUACCUCCACUUGCAGGAACGUUUUCAAAAGUACCUUCCCUCCACUGUCGUCUAUGCCACCGAUUUCGUUGAGGGCCUUUCUGAUGCGUCCGUUUGUUUACAGCUUUUUCUCCCGUGGUGGUUUUCUUAGUCUCGGAUCCUUUUCUCUGUGAAACCAAAAAGCCAACAAUCAUCUCUAUGUUUCUGGUGUAACCAAUACCAGCACUGCUACCAAAUCGUUUCUGACUGUUGUCGUACGUAUAGUCAUAAUGGUGCUGGUUAUUGCUUCCUACACAAACCCAUCCGUCUGGUCCGCGCUUAUUUGUGGACAACAUCGUCGAUGUUUGUUUUGGCCUAGUUGUUCAAUUAUUCUUCGCUUUUUCUUGACUUGUACCUAUCCCAAUGCGAUUUGUUAUUCGGGCCGGUCAGAGACUGUGUAAGAAGAUCUGGACUGCGAUUUGUUUAUAUAAAAAUUACAUGUGUACACAUUAUACCACCUCGAAUACGGACAAUUCAGCUGGACCGGAGCCCGGCCUCUAAACAGGCGCUGUGUGCAUUUUUCGUAUAUACAUUUACACAUAUAUGCGUACAUUUUACUGCUCCAUUACUAGGCAUUAAAUGAUAAAUAUAUGAA
Molecule: messenger RNA, 13046 nt
Organism: Opisthorchis viverrini
Lineage: Eukaryota; Metazoa; Platyhelminthes; Trematoda; Opisthorchiida; Opisthorchiidae
Exons: 28
Coding region: 99-12158 (4019 amino acids)
Molecular function (GO): ATP binding; protein binding; ATP-dependent chromatin remodeler activity
Source: RefSeq, a predicted model, not a curated record